Molecule: messenger RNA, 526 nt
Organism: Laccaria bicolor S238N-H82
Lineage: Eukaryota; Fungi; Basidiomycota; Agaricomycetes; Agaricales; Hydnangiaceae
Exons: 4
Coding region: 14-178 (54 amino acids)
Source: RefSeq, a predicted model, not a curated record
ACAUCUCGUCAAUAUGCAAAGCUUUCCAUGGCUUAGAUUUACCGGUCUGUCUGUCGGGCUCAUGGGUAUAGGUUAUGCACUAAUGAAAGCAACUACACCGACCGAGGAGCAGUUAUACAAUGCAAGUACCCGUCAGAAACCCCAUUUUCUUUUUCCCGAAAACCACGCCGUGUUGUAAUGGGCAGUAACCUCGCUUACGCGAAACUUCUUCGUCUCGCUGUCGCUUUUCCUCACGUUGCGCCACAACUCCAAUGGCUAACCUAACAGCUUCCAACAGGAAAUGGCUCCCGAUCUGAGGCGCAAAGUGGACACAGCCCGUGCAGCCCGACUGGCGCGAGAAGCAGAGUUGAAAACGCAGGUGGAAGCCCAAACGCCGAUUGGAGAGCAGACAGAAGCUACGAAACCAAUAUGGGCGACCAAGUAAAGGCGGGACCAUCAUUCAUUCAGCUAAUUCGCAUCAUCACUUUGCUACACACGCCAUUCAAUUGUAUUAUAUCAUGUUUAUUUUAUUCUUAUGUUCAGAGGC